CCGGGGGUUUGCGAACGGGAGCUCGGUCGAUGCAGAACGAGCUGUGAAAAACACAUGAAACACACAGGGCAGAAGAGAGGUUCGGUUUGUUCACCUGCCGCAAGGCUCGAAAUUACUCAAAGGACAUGCCUGGUUUUGGGCUUAUGGGAACUUAAUUAGCGUGUGAUGGGAUUUUUAGUUGUAGAUACACGAGCUCCCUUCGCUGAGACUCCGAGUGGGGCUCCGCCGAUUUCUGUGCUAAGCAGUUCGAGACCUAUCGAGGCUGUUUUCGACGCACUGAAGCAGAGGUGGAGCGGGAGGGUCUGAACACGUUGUGACCAGCAUUGAUGCACAGAUCGUUCCGAUAUUGGGAGAACCUCUGUCCAACUCCAAUACUUAGCUGGCUCCUCGUUUUUGCUCAAGUGACAACAGUUAUGUAUAUCCUCCAAUUGUCGUUCUUUGCAACAUCCAAGCUUGGAUAUUUCCACGGCCGCAAUGAUGGCAAUGGUGCUGUUCCUGUUGCCCUGCUUGUUGUCAACUGUGUACGCGAUGCGGGAGAAUCGUCACGACUUGGAGCGACGCGAGGGGAGAAUCGGUCUCGGUCUCUUCACCAAAUGCCGCAGUGCCAAGUGCAAUGACCAAACAUUUGAAUUCCCAGGAGAUUUGGGAGGAACGCUUGCCAUCAAGGAUUGCCAGGUGAAGAAGAAUCAGCCCUUUGAAGGAUCUGAUCAUCAUCGCAUGUGCGAGGAGACAUGCACAGUCUCUCUGACCAACAACGAGUCCAUGACCGUGAAGGUCUGGCGUAAGAGCGGCCACGGACUUCAGGAGUGUGAAUUGCAGAAGGGCGGACAUUAUGACUUGUGUCGCCUAGCCAAAUGCAAUGACCAAACCUUUGAACUGUCAGGGGAUGGAGGAACAUUUGCAUUCAAGGAUUGCCAGCUAAACCAGUCAAAGGAGAAUCAGCCCAUCGAAAGACUGAAUGGUGAGGCCAUGUGCGUGGAAACAUGCACUGUCUUAGACUCAAAUGAGAAGUCCCAGACCGUCCAGGUGCGGCGCCAGAGCGGUCGCCGCGUGAAGACUUGCCAGUUGAUGGGCCACGACUUGUGUGAAGACACCUGCUGCGUGAGCAAGUGCGGCCGAAGUGGCCAAAGCAAAUUCCAGGAUUGUGAGUUGAAGGGUCCGGUGACGAUUGGGAUCCGUGACUUUUGUGUGGAGAAGUGCAAGGCAGCCAGCUCCGGCUCCGGCUCCGUCGAUGUGUUGCGGCCAAGUGGGGGGCAAGCGUUUUGUGAACCGCAGGCCAUGGACUUUGUUGAGCAACUCGAGAAGGAUGCCUUGAGCAUUAGUGAUGGCCAGUAUGGGCAGCUGCCGCUGAUGAAGGCAGUCAAAGUCAUAUUCUUCCUAAGAAAAGUGAAGGAAGACGUCCUUGGGCCAGAGUUUCAAGCUGCUGAGGGGCAUCGCACCAGCCGAGAGAUCUCAACGGAGGUCAAACAUGUCGCGAUCAUUGGAGAUCUUCAUGGACAGCUCUUCAAUCUCAUUGCUCACUUGAUCCGUAUCAAGGAGACUUACAAGGACAAGGGGUUCAUUCCGCUUGAUGGAUCCUCGUUGCUUUUCUGUGAUCCGCGCAUGCAGUACAUCUUCCUGGGCGACUACCUGGAUCGGGGUGAAAGAGGAAUUGAACUGCUGCUGCUUCUGUUAGCCUAUAAGGCACGAUGCCCUAAGGGCCUCAUUCUCUUGAGAGGAAACCAUGAGGAUCCGGAUGUGUGGGACGACUACGGGUUUGGAGGGGAGCUGCAGCACAAGUUCCCGUACGGCCAUUUGUUCAUCAGACAGGAAGUAAGCACUCUUGUUAGUCUCUUGCCAUAUGUUGCCGUGGUGCCUGGCAAUUUCAUGGCCAUGCAUGGUGGCAUCACCCCCGCGUUCGUGAAGGCGUGCACGGGAAAAGCUGGUCGGUUUGGCAAAUGCCUUGACCGCUACAUUGCCGACAUGUCAGCUUGGGCUGAUCCUCACAAGGGCAAUGGCUGGAUCCCGUCUCACAGAGGUGAAUACAUUUACGAGUUUGGUAUGGACGAGGCAAAAGCCUUCCUUCAGUCCAAUGGCCUGAAAGGCAUUUUUCGUGGCCACGAACAAGUGGAGACAGGCCACACAAGCAUGGUCUAUGAUGGAUACUACGUGACGACGGUCUUCUCUGCUGCAGACUACGUUGACACUUUUUGCAGGGGCCAAGAACCUCCAUGGAUGUUCGGUGCAGCUGGUGAAGGCAAUUCCGGCGCCUUUGUGUUAGUGGACUUGACUGAUGGCACAGUGACCCAUCAAGCGAUGUCCGGAUCAAAGACAAGAGCCUUAGCUGCUCAGUUCACAGGGGCAAAGUGCCACGGGAGUUGGUUGGAAACAGGAUCCCACCAAUCCAGAAGCAUUGAGAGUUUCAUGCAGGAGAAUCACAAGCGCCUGGCUCAUGGCAACACAUCUUGCACCUUGGACCAGACGGAAGUAGACUCCUUCAAAGAAGAGGUGCGCAAGAUCUUGAGCACUUCGAAGGACCAAGCAUCUCAAGAGUUUGAGGCUCGAAAAUUGAUUGAUUUGCAGGGGGAGGCUUUGACCCAUGGCGAGUCCAUCGAGAUUUGCAGGAGCAUGAAGAAAGAUCACAUCACGCUGGA
Molecule: messenger RNA, 2633 nt
Organism: Durusdinium trenchii
Lineage: Eukaryota; Dinophyceae; Suessiales; Symbiodiniaceae
Source: the annotation of a GenBank genome assembly